GUCAGAUUCACUUUGUGAGUGACACAGGAAACCCCACUUUUGAACUUGGGCUGCGGCGGGCGGUGGGACUGGGCUCCUGCUGCUGGCCGGGUGCCUGGUUCGAAAGUGAUCUUCUGAUAUCUCCCCCCUCCGUGAGGAACUUGCCGCCCUUUUUUUUCUUUUACUCGCCAACUACAUUAUCACAAAAAAAUCCCAGGGUAGAAGUCUGCUGCGAAGCAAUCUAAUACCGUCAAGAUGGCUUUCGAUUUCCAGGGAAUUGCUACGCAGUUCGUCACCCACUACUACACCACCUUUGAUACCGACCGCAAGGCCCUGGCUGGUCUCUACAGAGAGAACUCCAUGUUGACCUUUGAGUCUGCGCAAGCCCUCGGUACCGCCAACAUUGCUGAGAAGCUCACCAACCUCCCAUUCCAGAAGGUUAAGCACCACUUCGACACUGCUGAUGCCCAGCCCACCGCCACUGGUGGUAUUGUGAUCUUGGUCACUGGCCAGCUCUUGGUUGACGAGGAGGCCAACCCUCUCAAGUUCUCCCAGGCUUUCCAGCUCGUUCAGGAUCCUCAGGGCCAGUGGUUCGUUUUCAACGAUAUCUUCAAGCUCGUUUUCGGUUAA
Podospora pseudocomata is the source of this 609-nucleotide messenger RNA. RefSeq names its product Nuclear transport factor 2 (gene NTF2). Bases 235 to 609 code for a protein of 124 amino acids. Gene Ontology annotation, cellular component: nuclear pore central transport channel. The record is from RefSeq and is a predicted model, not a curated record. Gene Ontology annotation, biological process: protein import into nucleus. Gene Ontology annotation, molecular function: nuclear import signal receptor activity. Lineage: Eukaryota; Fungi; Ascomycota; Sordariomycetes; Sordariales; Podosporaceae. The transcript has 6 exons.